Molecule: messenger RNA, 2220 nt
Organism: Verticillium dahliae VdLs.17
Lineage: Eukaryota; Fungi; Ascomycota; Sordariomycetes; Glomerellales; Plectosphaerellaceae
Product: peptidoglycan binding domain-containing protein
Exons: 3
Coding region: 1-2220 (739 amino acids)
Source: RefSeq, a predicted model, not a curated record
AUGUCCCGAACAACCGUUCCCUGUGCGCACCAAGCCCACGAUAAUCUCAACAGAAAGCGGCUGGUUAUCUGCUGCGAUGGAACCUGGAAUAACUCAAACGACACCGACAGCCCGGCCACAAAUGUGAGCCGUUUGGCCGGCGCAGUCGCCCACAAGUGCUGCAGCGGCAUGCCGCAGGUCAUCUACUACCACCCCGGCGCUGGCACCGAGUCGUCCUGGGUGGCCAAGAAGCUCGGCGGUCUCCUCGGCCUUGGCGUCGUCCAGGACAUUGCCGAGACAUAUCGCUUCAUCUGCGACAACUACAACCCCGGCGACGAGAUUAUCCUCAUCGGCUUCUCGCGCGGUGCCUUCACCGCGCGCUCCGUGGCAGACAUGAUUUGCAACCUGGGGUUUCUGAACCGUGCUGGCCUCGACCAUCUCGGCGACAUCUUCCACGACUACUCCACGUGGGAGGAGUGGGCGGAUGAGAAGAAGUUUGACCCGUCGAAGCACCUUGUCGGCUUCUGCAUCGAGAACUAUGAUCAAGUGCAACGGAGGAACAUUGCGUGGAAGAGCCAAAAUGCUGCCAACCUGACCACGGACACGUCUGUACAAGGCGAGCCCCCCGGCUCCAUGAAGCAACGGCCCAAGGAGGCCAAAUCGUUCCAGGAGAGCAUGCUCUCGAGUGGCGGUGCCAAGACGGCGCCCGAAUACGCCAAAGACCUUGAGGACAAGAUGUACGAUGGGCUCCUGAAGCAGAAGAAGAUUCUUUGGGAGAAAAUCAGAGCAGCCAAGACCCGGGCCGAGAUCUCGGCGCUCUACCGUCAAGAGCUUUUCGAUCACAGACUGGCCUUGACGGAAAAGGCCAAGAACGGGGAUUCGGGCUUCAGCUACGUGCCCUGCCCGGCCAAGGUCAAGGCUGUCGGCGUAUGGGACACGGUCGGCAGCCUCGGAGUACCCAAGGGUCCUUGGCGCGCCGUUACCGGCGGCCGCAGCGACGACGAGAUUCGGUUCGCGAGUCUCGAGAUGCACCCCAACGUCCAGCACGCCUUCCAUGCGCUGGCCCUUGACGAGUACCGCUCGGCCUUUGGCCCGACGCUCUGGGAGCUCGGCGCUGAGAACACGACGACGGUGCUGCGCCAGGUCUGGUUCGCGGGCAACCACGGCGACGUUGGUGGCGGAUGGGAGGACGAGCAGAGCGCCAACAUAGCGCUCGCCUGGAUGGCCGACCAGCUGUCGUCCGUUGGUGUUGAGUUCAGCAGGCCCGAGAUGCAGCGCGUCUUCUACGACGUACGCGCCUCGGCCGUUCCCCAAGCCUGGGACAUGGCCCAGAUCCACGACCCGCCACCCAAGACGGCCGCUCUCGACGUGGCCGUCAGCAGUGCUACUUUCAAUGAUCCCACGCCCCGGAAGCCGGGCCUGUACUACCGUGACGCGACUGUUGACAAGAGCGGCAACGUGUUCACCAAGUUUGGCCGCACCGUCAAGGGCUGGGUCGGCAUGGGACCGGACCGCGUCAAGCUGUCGACGACGGAAGAGCUGGUCCACCCGUCCGUGAGGCUUCGUUACCAAUACAAGGGUUCAGCUCCGAAGGGAGAAGAGGGCCCAUAUCGAUGCCGGGCUCUCAUUCAAAACGGGUACCGGCUCAAAGAGAUUCCCACACCGAAGCCCAGGAAGGCCCCGUCCAUUGAAUCCCCGGAACCCGUCUAUAAGGCUGUCAGCGGCAACGUCGCGGCGUUCCGCAACGAUAGCGACCUCGGUGACAAGUCCUUGGCCGAUGUCCCGGGGACCACUCCGCUGGUGCGCGUCCAGCAGCCGCACGAGGAGUGUGACGUCGUGACCCUGCCACCCGCGCAACGCGGCUGGAUGUGGGUGCGCCCAGCGCAAGGCAAGGAUGAAGCCGAAGUCAAGCUGUACGAGGAGCAGAUCGGCCUCUGGGAAAGACUGCACAUGAAGGUGCAAGAGGAGCUGGUGGACUGGAAGCCGCUGUACGAGGCGAGACAGGCCAAACUGAAAGCGGCCGAGGACGCGAAGCAGUGGGCGGCCGUCCGAGUCGCCGGCACAGCAGCCUCGGGCGUCGGAAACUUGCUGGCAGCGCCGUUUGGGGCCAUCAGGAGGUGGCGCACCAGCAACCCUGAUGCCGAGGCGGCUGUCGCCCAGACCAUUCUGUACAACGCUGUGUGGGGAUAUCACGACCUGAUCGUUUGGCUGAAGGGUGAUGUUCGAAAGCUGUUUCCAUGA